Molecule: messenger RNA, 960 nt
Organism: Phoenix dactylifera (date palm)
Lineage: Eukaryota; Viridiplantae; Streptophyta; Magnoliopsida; Arecales; Arecaceae
Source: RefSeq, a predicted model, not a curated record
AUGGUUGGGGGCUCUCAUAGUUGGCCUUCUUGGCAGAAUGACCUUACUACUUAUUUAUUUCAAUCUGUCCUAAGUGAUUUACGACAGAAUGGCUAUCUCUUCACGUGGUCUAAUCGGCAGGACAAGGCUCCUAUUAUGAAGAAGCUAGACCAGGUCCUUGCCAAUUUGACAUGGGAGUGUGACUUUUCGGGCUCUGAAGCUUACUUGCCUCCCUCCGGUGUUUCGGAUCAUUCUCCAAUGGUGGUAACACUUGCUGCCUUACCUUCGCAAAAAACACCAUUUAAAUUCUUUGAUAUUUGGGCUGAGCAUCCGCAAUUUCUAUCCGUGGUAGCUAAGGCAUGGGCUAUAGAUGUAAAAGGAAGUUCGAUGUAUCAACUAUGCCAUAAGUUGAAACAUUUGAAAGGAGAGUUGAAAAAGUUCAGUAAGGAAUUCUUUGCAAAUUUGCCUCGGCGAGUGGUGCGAGCUAAAGAGGCUUUGAAGGAGGUACAACGUAUGAUUCAGCAUCAUCCCCUUGACUCGACUUUUCACACCGAGGAGUCAAGGCUCAUUAAGGAUUAUUUGGAGUUGAGCAGAGCGGAAGAAAGUUUUUUGAAGCAAAAGGCUCAGUGGUUGAAUUUGGGAGACAAGAAUUCGAAGUUCUUCUUCCAAUCUAUGAAGCUUUUUCAGAGUCGUAGCAAGAUCACAUCUAUUUCUACUGAUGAUGGGGCUCGGGUGGAGACUCCGGGUGAGGUCAGUGACACCAUUGUGCAGUUCUUUCAGAAUCUUCUAGGUUUUCAUGAGGUUGCGGGUGUUGAUGAGGACAUGCUUCAGCGAGUCCUUCCAAGGCAGCUCACUGAGAUUCAGAGGGAGGAUUUAGAUCGAUCUGUUUUAGAUGACGAAAUAAAGAUGGUGAUGUUCUCUUUGAAGGAUCCGGUCCGGAUGGUUUUAGUGCUGGCUUCUUUAAGAAGGCUUGGAAUAUAG